AUGAAACUCCUUGAGGAGACACUUUUGUGGCAGAAAUCCUCCCAAGAUGAUUUCUUGAAGAAUCAGCUCAUAACAGAAAUCCAAACAGCUGUUCAGCCAUCCUCUUGUCUUGAACUCCUGCUUUUCCAGCCAUUCACUUAUUUGUGUGUCCCGAAGGGUCCAAGACCCAAGAGAAAACAUAUACAAGAGAGGGCCUCAACCUCAACCUCAGCUUUGGUGGACUUCAGCCAGGUUCACCCUUCCUUCAAGAUGCUUGCAUUCAGGCCAGCUAUGUGGGCGAAUUCCACGCUAAGGGCUGUCCCAUUCUCUACUGGCAGACUCAAGCAAGGAGUGGUCAUUGCUGCCACUUACUUGAAGCAACAAGAGUGGUCCUGUCAGAACCUUACUUAG
Messenger RNA from Coccidioides immitis RS, 390 nucleotides. RefSeq lists its product as uncharacterized. Lineage: Eukaryota; Fungi; Ascomycota; Eurotiomycetes; Onygenales; Onygenaceae. The coding region runs from base 1 to 390 and encodes 129 amino acids. The transcript has 3 exons. The record is from RefSeq and is a predicted model, not a curated record.